This is a messenger RNA of Vicia villosa (hairy vetch), 2799 nucleotides long. RefSeq lists its product as uncharacterized. NCBI's taxonomy places the organism in Eukaryota, Viridiplantae, Streptophyta, Magnoliopsida, Fabales, Fabaceae. The transcript is spliced from 5 exons. The record is from RefSeq and is a predicted model, not a curated record. Bases 1 to 2799 code for a protein of 932 amino acids.
AUGUCUGAAACAUCAACUCUAGAGCAGAGGUUGGGUCUUUUAAUGCAGGAGGAUAACAUGGAGAAUAGUUCAACCUUUGACAAAGCGGUGGAAUUGGCGAAAAGUUUGAAAAGUGAUAGUACUUUUAAGAUAGGAAAAGGACAAGAUGGUGAGAGGAAAGGAAGGACUGCUUUGAGGAAUCAAGCGGAGUGGGAGGAAUUCUCUGGUUUUAUAAAUGACAUGGGGCUGGUGGACAUUCCUUGCAAAGGAAAGAAAUUCAGUUGGUUUAGUAGUGACGGUAGAUCGAAAAGCCGCAUUGGUCGUAUCUUAGUAUCCAAUAAUAUUGUGAAUUGGUGGGGCGUGGUAGGUCAACAAAUUGGAGAUAUGGACAUAUCCGAUCAUUGUCCAAUUUGGCUUGUCGCAAAUAAAAAUGAUUGGGGUCCGAAGCCCUUCAAAUUCAAUAAUGAGUGGUUUCAAAACAAAGAUUUUAUCGGUUUUCUUGAAAAAGAAUGGAAGGAGAUGGAAGUGUACGGGCGUGGGGAUUACGUUUUGAAGGAAAAGUUUAGGCUUCUUAAAAGUAAGUUGAAAUGGUGGAAUGUAAACAUUUUUGGAAAGAUUGAUAUGGAGUUGGAGGAAGGAGUAAAGGAGAUUAACGUGAUUGAUGAUCUCCCAUCGGAUGAAGAAGAAGAAGGUGGAGCUAGAAGAAAGGCAAAUAAUAUUUUUUGGAUGAAUCUCAAAAUUAGGGAGAACAUGUUAAUUCAAAAGGCUAGAUUGAAGUGGAUUAAUGAUGGCGAUGAUAAUAACAAAUAUUUUCAUUCAAUCAUGAAGCGAGGAUUAAGGUGCAAUUUCCUUGGUCCUUUUCUUACUCCCAGUGGGAUGAUAAGCGAAGUGGAGGAAGUAAGGGAAGUGGUCUUUGAACAUUUCGAGGCAAAAUUCAAGGAGAGUGAUAGGUUAAGGCCGUUUCUUGAAGGAGAUAUUUUCAAAACGCUAAGCGAAGAGUAUAAGAAUAAUCUUGAAUUACCCUUUAAGGAAGAAGAAAUUAAAGAAGCGAUAUGGAGUUGUGACGGAUACAAGAGCCUGGGACCAGACGGAUAUUCUAUCUUAUUCUUUAAGAAGUGUUGGGAGUUUGUGAAGAAGGAUGUGAUCUUAUGCUUUAAAGAUUUCCAAACAAGGAUUGUUUUUUCAAAAUCUAUAACUUCGUGUUUCCUAGCCUUAAUUCCCAAGUCUAACAAUCCGAUAGGCCUUGAUAAUUAUAGACCCAUUUGUUUGAUCGGUAGCAUUCACAAGAUUAUCUCGAAAACUUUGGCGGUUAGAAUAAAAAAGGAGACAAUUAUUGGACGGGUCCUUAUGGCGAAUGAGAUGGUAGAUUAUUCUAUUAAAGAGAAGAAAGGGUGUUUACUUUUCAAAGUUGAUUUUGAAAAAGCAUACGAUAAGGCCAAUUGGGAAUUUCUUCGGUCUAUGAUGAUUAGAAUGGGUUUUGGGGAGGUUUGGAUAAGUUGGAUGCAAGCUUUAGUUUUCACUAGUCAUAUGUCGGUGAUGGUGAACGGGAGUCCUACCAAAGAAUUCAAAGUGGAAAGAGGAUUGAGGCAAGGCGAUCCUAUUUCUCCUUUUUUAUUUGUUAUUGUGGCGGAAGGAUUGAAGGGAUUAGUGAAUAAAGCGGUGGAAAACGGUGAUUUUGCGCCUAAGAAAAUUAUUAAAGACAUCAUUAAAAUCCAAAGCAAUUUCCUUUGGGGAGGGGUGGAGGAUAAGAGAAAUAUCCAUUGGGCUAGUUGGGAUACGGUUUGUCUUCCGAUAGAGAAAGGAGGGUUGGGGGUUAGAAGGAUCGGCGACUUUAAUGUGGCUCUUUUAUGCAAAUGGAAAUGGAGAAUUUUGGAACAAACCAGAGCUUUAUGGUAUGGAGUUUUGAAAGCGAGAUAUGGAGAUAUUAACCUUAGUUUUGUUCACGAAGGAGUUAAAGGCAAGGGGGAGGUUCUCAAGUCGGUUUGGUGGAGAGAUAUUUUGUCCUUGAAUGCGAUAAAACCUUUAGGCUUCUUUAACUCUAAUUGCAAAGUUGCGGUAGGGAGUAGUAGCAUCACCUCCUUUUGGCAUUCUAAUUGGACGAGGCAGAGAGUUCUAAAAGAGUUUUUUCCAUCUUUGUAUAAUGUUUCUUUUUUACAGCAGGUAUCGGUAGCUCUCAUGGGAGGAUGGAAAGACGGAACUUGGGCGGUGAACUCGCAGCAGCUAAGUCGGUUGCAGCAUGCGGAGAUCAUUUUUCCAAUAGCAGGAACAUCGCAGCAGCCAGCGGCUAAUCACUCACACUCUGAGCAGAAUGCGGUGCGAGCUAGAUCUGAAGCCUUGUCGUGGCUGAAACAGGAACUGUGCAAGGUGUUUUUGGACAGUAACAGGCCAGAUUGCGUGCAGUGGACAUCUAGUAUGGACAGAAGGUUCUCGGUUAAAUCUUGCUACAACGUACUGAAUUCUGAACACUGUCUGUGUGGCCCUAUAGGGGAAUUCGAUAAAGCUUUAAGCAGAGUGUGGAAGAUGGAUGUGCCAACAAAAAUAAAGGCUUUUGGAUGGCGCUGUUUUAUUGACAGGCUUCCAACUAGAGGAGCUUUAUCCCAUAGAGGUAUUUUACCUUAUUCCAACACUUCAUGUGUGUUUUGCUGUUUGUGUGAAGAAUCUGAUGGUCACACGUUGUUGCUAUGUCAUAAUGUGAAUUUGGUGUGGAGAGAAAUAGCGGAGUGGAUUGGUUUCGAUAAUUAUAAAGCGGAAGGCUUCAAGGAAAGUUUCAUGAAGUGGUACAAAUUCGGAAAGAAAGCUAAGGUUCAUAAAAGUAAAUAG